GCGGGGGAGCGAGACAUUGGCCAUCACGAAGGUACGCAGGUACGCAGACACGACAGCAAACGCAGCAAACGUCGAGCAAGAGCUCCACGGCCACGUCGGCCGGCCCCGCGCCGGCCUCCUACCUACAUACGUACGCGCCCUAUGCAAGUAGUCAUGCAACCAGCACGCGAGGGUAACACGGCAGCUACAGUCGAAAGCUCAACUCGGCUCAGCUCAGCCCUGCUCAGCUCAGCUCAGAAAGAAGCAAAAGCAAAAGCAAAAGCAGCACAGCACAGCUCAAGCCAGCUACAGCGCUCCAUCAGUCGGUCCGACGACGACAAACACUCUACCCUUCCAGCGGAGGAAAUCCGCCGGAGAAACGGGCGGCGGCGGCGGCGGGUCUGGUCCGGUCUGGUCCGGAUGGAUGGAUGGAUGGAUGGAGGAAGAAGGCCAGGUAGCUAGGUAGGUAAGUAGGUAGCCCAGCAACAACGGCAGCCGGAUAGAUCAGAUGUGAGGUGGAGUAUGAGGGGUGAGGAAGGAUGGGUGUAGCU
Aplosporella prunicola CBS 121167 is the source of this 530-nucleotide messenger RNA. RefSeq lists its product as uncharacterized. The record is from RefSeq and is a predicted model, not a curated record. NCBI's taxonomy places the organism in Eukaryota, Fungi, Ascomycota, Dothideomycetes, Botryosphaeriales, Aplosporellaceae. Bases 142 to 441 code for a protein of 99 amino acids. The transcript has a single exon.